AUGAAGGAUUUUAAUGGACUUUAUUUUCAAAUAAAAAAUAAAGCAAUAAUACUUUACUUUAUUUAUGCCGCCCAAAAUAAAUUAAAACCAAGUGUUAUAUUAAACAAUGAAGAAUUAAAAGAAUGUGAAAAAUUGUUAGAGGAAGAUGAAGAAAGACCCCUUAAGUUUGAAAAUUUGAAGGGGAAGGAAUUUUAUAUGACUAUCUUGGAAAAUGUUUGUUUAUUUAAUAGAGUUGGGAAUAGGGUUGUUUGUUCCGAACAGAUGUUCUUAACCAAAAAAUUUGAUAAUUUUCGAGAUUUUAGCUUUGGUUUAGAACAACCUAGUUCGAAAUAA
Meloidogyne enterolobii is the source of this 333-nucleotide messenger RNA. The record is from the annotation of a GenBank genome assembly. Lineage: Eukaryota; Metazoa; Nematoda; Chromadorea; Rhabditida; Meloidogynidae.